Messenger RNA from Magnolia sinica, 477 nucleotides. RefSeq lists its product as uncharacterized. The record is from RefSeq and is a predicted model, not a curated record. The transcript has a single exon. Gene Ontology annotation, molecular function: nucleic acid binding; RNA-DNA hybrid ribonuclease activity. Bases 1 to 477 code for a protein of 158 amino acids. Lineage: Eukaryota; Viridiplantae; Streptophyta; Magnoliopsida; Magnoliales; Magnoliaceae.
AUGGAUCCAUUAAAAUACCUGUUCAAAAAGCCGGCAUUAACAAGCAGGAUCGCAAAAUGGCAACUGCUAUUUUCUGAGUUUGACAUCACUUAUGUCACUCAGAAAGCAAUCAAGGGGCAAGCACUUGCCGACCACCUAGCAGCACACUCUUUGCCUGAUUAUCAACCAUUGAAGACCUUCUUCCUUGAUGAGGAUAUCCUCUUUAUCGAGGGAGAAGAAGAGAGGAAAGCAGGAGAAUGGACACUCUUCUUCGACGGAGCCGCUAAUUCAAAAGGAAGUGGAGUAAGAGCAAUACUCUAUUCCCCUGAUGACGUCUCGAUCCCUAUCUCCAGACGGUUGGCAUUUAAUUACACCAACAAUGUGAUUGCAUAUGAAGCAUGUAUCGCCGGUCUAAGAGAAGCCAUCAUCCUCAAUGUGAAAAGAUUGCGAGUCUUCGGAGAUUCACAACUUAUCAUCAACCAGACAAACAGUGAAUGA